This is a messenger RNA of Aedes albopictus (Asian tiger mosquito), 6885 nucleotides long. RefSeq lists its product as uncharacterized. Bases 795 to 5651 code for a protein of 1618 amino acids. Lineage: Eukaryota; Metazoa; Arthropoda; Insecta; Diptera; Culicidae. The transcript has 9 exons. Gene Ontology annotation, molecular function: serine-type endopeptidase inhibitor activity. The record is from RefSeq and is a predicted model, not a curated record. Gene Ontology annotation, cellular component: extracellular region.
GAAAAGCAAAUAGGCAGCCGCGCAUUUGUUUCGCUCGAUCAUCGCCGCGAGUCGUCCAUUGUACAUAACCGUACACGGUGUUGUAGUGGUUUUUCUUGUUUUGUUGCCUAUUUCGGGGAGAAACGCGCACCAGGCGUGCGAGUGAGUAAUCGAAAAAUAAAAGUGAAUCUUAUCCGCGAGUCGUUCAGGUGAGGAGGAGAAGAGGCACCGUCAUCUUCAUCACGAAAAAGUUCAAUCAAGGCGCGCAAGGGUGUGGCCCGGCGAGCCGGAAGUCGGAAAUAGAGGCAGAGAAAAAGGCGAUUCGCAUAAUUGAUUCAGUGUAUAAACCGUGCGAAAAUCGUGGUUUCAAUUUCUUUGUGAGUGUGGUCGGGUGAAGGAAGAAAAUUCGGAUCGUUAACCUUGCCGGAAUUUGGCGGUGGGAAAACAAAAGUGAGUGGCAGAGGGAGGAGCAGCCGAAACACGGACAACGACGACGGAUAAGGAGAGCUUUCUGCAUCGUUAUCUUUGAGCGAGUUUACUGAGGUUCGUCAACUGCAUGUUUCACUUAAUAGCAAAUAGUGACGAGUCUCAGGUGACGAGUUGCAUUGAUUUUUAAAGGAUUCGUAACCAGGGUGGAGGAAACGACCUCGAUUAGCACCGUUGAACUCACCGACCCCGUUAACUUUCGAAACGCGAACGACCUCCCGGCGGCCAUAGUUAGGCGAGGUUCAACAAACACAACACAGAGGCAGGCACAGUGCGCGUAACCUCUUACCUUGGAUUCCGCCAAGGUCGAUCCUAUAUGCUCGGGAGUAAUGCGAGAAAUGGACCGACUACCGGACGAAUGCAGUAGGAAGCUGGGGCACAACGGGCUGCUGGUGGACUGUUGUCAACAAACGACUACGCAAACGAAGGUGAAGAUUCUCCGAAGGGAUGCGUCGUGGCGUUCGGCGGGGCUUCUGCUUCUGGCCGGGAUCGUUUGUGCGCAGAUCUUCGCCAGCAGUGGCACACCCCUUGUAGAUGAUAGCGGUAGUAGCAGCAGCAGUAGUAGCAGUAGUGAAAUCCUAGAAUUAACAGCAUGUCAGCAUCUGCGCCGGGCGGAAUCGCGCCGCGCCAAGUCGCUGGGCGACAGUUUGCUGCACUCGGUGCGGAUACCGCGCUGCACCGCACUGGGCGACUUCGAACCGGUCCAGUGCUCGAACGAGCUGAACGGCACCGAGUGCUGGUGCGUGGAUGAGUACGGAGUUGAGCUCGCCGGUAGCCGGCGAACCAACGGAAACGAGGUGAACUGCACCUCGAUCGAAACCAGCUGCCAGGCAUCGAGCUGUCGGAUGUUCUGCCCGGCAGGUUUUGCCCGGGAUUUCAACAGCGGCUGUCCGGUGUGCAAGUGUCGCGAUCCGUGCGAUGGCGUGCAGUGUCCCCGCGGGCAGCAGUGCGAACCGCAGGAGGUCAACUGCAAGAACGAACCCUGCCCACCGGUGCCGACGUGUCGCAAAGCACGCUCCUUAUCGGAUCUCUGUCCGGCCGGUCAACCCCUGGCCAUCAGCGGCACCGCACGACCAUUCCUGUGCGGCAAUGAUCCCGGCAAACCUUCCUGCCCGCCCCUGUACCGUUGUCUGGUCCAAUCUGGCAACGACUACGGAGUGUGCUGUCCGGCAUCGCUCCAGUUCGAGAAGCCCGGUACCUGCCCGAAACCCGAGGAGAUCAUGUCCACCGACAAUACCGGAUUCCUGUGCGGAACGCCCUGCGGACACGAUCUGGAGUGCCCUCAGAUGCAGAAGUGUUGCACUUCGAACGGUUGUGGACGCAACUGUCAACAGCCGCAUAACGUUACUACGUGCCACCAGGCACGAAUGCUCUCGGAACUGCUGUCGGUCAACGAAAGGGAAGGACGCGGAUACGUUCCGCAAUGCGACGGCCCCAGCGGAAGCUUCUCGCUUCGGCAGUGCUCUCGUAAUGGUCUGGUAUGUUGGUGCGUCGAUCCCAAGAGCGGCAAUAAGAUCAGGGGAACCAUGGGCGCCGCCCAGAUGGUCAACUGCGAGGGCGUCGAGAACAUGAUCGGCCGCAGCGGUGGCCGAAGCGUCGACGGAACUUCGCAGCAUCUCUGCGAUCACAACAUCUGCGCCGCGGUUUGCGAAUACGGUUUCAAGAACGACCACAAUGGUUGCCCCACGUGCGAGUGUUCCGAGCCCUGCGAAGGCUUCAUCUGCCCAUCCGGUUCCCACUGCGAGGUGGCCAAGGAUCCGAAGUGCGUUUCGUACUCGGGACUGUGCUCCUCGGAACCGGUGUGCAAGCCGGAUUUGGUGUACUCCAACCCGUGCGAGAUGGGAACGCCGCUGGCCGAUAACUCCACCGGCGAGCUGCUGUACUGUCAUCUGAAUCGCCCGAAAAGCCGCGAGUACCAGAGCCGGACGUUCUUCGACGACGCCGAAGAGGAUGCAGACGUGCUCGGCCGCAAGCGGUCCCUCUCGAACACCAUCAACUGUCCGGAGACGCACGAGUGCAUGAAGCUGCACGGCGAGUCCGGAAGCGUUUGCUGCCCGGUGGAAAGCGAAACCGUUCCGACGCCCGAAGGACGUCAACAGUCUAUGUGCGAAUACCUGCGUGACUUUUCGGAUCGCAUGGAGGGAACGGUUGAGGGUAUGGAGCUGGCACUGCCGCCACCGACCUGCUCCAUGGAUGGGGCCUACGAGGCGAUGCAGUGCACCCGGAAGAAGAUUUGGGUCAACCGAACGGAACAACGACGCUACCUGGAGCAGAACAACAUCCGACAAAUGCGGAAACUGCUGGAAGAUGCCAAGCGAGUGAAGAGGGAUGCUAUUCUUUCAACGCAGCAGAACCUGAAGCUGAUCAAGGUGGACGACGCGUAUGGAAGUGCAAGAGCGCAGUCAGCGGAGGAACCGGUGCCGGAAGCGAUCAUGUCGUACUUGCGAGAGCGAAUGCUGGUUUCUGAAGAGGACCUGGGUGUCCAGGGUCGAUCGGCGAAGAUCAUCGACUACAACCGAUUGGAUUCGAAGAACUCAAACGCGAAUGUUGACAAGCCGGAAGUGAAGCCCUCGAGUUUGCUGAAAAAGCAGAUUCCGGUGGAAGACGAUUUGGUAGAAAUUGACGUUGAAGAGUGCUGGUGCGUAGACAACUUCGGUACCGAGAUCCCCAAGACUCGUGGAAUGAACUCUACCAAGAAAUCUUGUGCAGAUCUUCGAGAGUCUCUUGGCUGUCUAGACUUGACCUGCCGAAUGGGAUGCGACUACGGCUUCAUCCUGGACUCGGACACGCAGUGUCCUUCCUGUGAAUGCCGUGACCCAUGCGACAACGUCUCCUGUCCGGAAGGUCAAGAGUGUAGAUCGGUUGAGGUGUCCUGCGAGGGCGAAUACUGUCCACCAGUGCCGGCAUGCUUCCCGAAGAAACCCGGUCAGUGUCCAUUCCUGGUGCCUCCCGGCAGCGAGAACUCCGAAUCCGACUCCUGCGAAUACGAAUGCCGCACGGAUGCUCACUGUGAAGGAUCCAAGCGAUGCUGCUCGAACGGCUGCGGAACUCAGUGCGUCGAACCGCAACUGAAGACCGCCUGUCAGCACCUGCAAACCAUCCAGCUGCACCAGGCCAGCGAACUCGGAGUUCCGCCGAAGCAAAAGUACAUCGCCCAGUGCGACGUUGACGGCAGCUACCGAACGGUCCAGUGCGGCCCUGGAAACGUCUGCUGGUGCGUAGACGAGUACGGCAACGAAAAGAGCGGCACUCGAACGACGAACGCCGAACCCAACUGCGACCCGGUGUAUCCAAAAAGCGAAUGCCCUCUUCGGAAGUGCUCGCCGUGCGAGUACGGCUACAAGAUCGACGCCACCGGCUGCAAGACGUGCGAGUGCCGCAACCCGUGCGACGAGAUCUCCUGCCCGCGGGGCGAGGAGUGCCAACUGAUCCAGGUGGAGUGCAUCUCGGUGCCGUGCCCCAAGAUGCCCAUCUGCGUGCCGAUCCGUGAUUCCGUCUGUCCGGAAGGACUCCCGCUGAAAUCCGGAGGGCGCGAGAUUGUGUGCGGCCCGCAGGCCGACGCCGACACGUGCCCGUCGACGCACGUCUGCCAGCUCAAUAUGAUCAGCAAUCGGGGGUCCUGUUGUGCCAAAACAAGAGACGUUUGCUUUGAAUCGAUCGAAUCGAGCUGCCUCGCGUCGGAGAUGCAUCUCUCGGACAGCAACGACCUGGACAGCCUGACCAAGUGGCGCUUCAGUCCACGGUUGAACAAGUGCGUCCCGGUGAACCUGCCCAAGUCGAGCAACUGCCAGUCGAAGAAUCUGUUCCACAGCGAGCAGGCCUGCAACGGAGUCUGCCCGGUGCUGUCCCAGUGCGAACGGCUCCGGCUGAAGAACGCCAUGGCCGCGAAACGGGCCGGACAGCCGAGCACCUGGUUCCAGCCGCGCUGCGAUCCAGAAACAGGCUUCUGGAGUCCCGUGCAGUGCCUCGGAUCGACGGCUCCCAACAACGGAACGACUACACAGGAAACUCCCAGCCUUGGAGUUUGCUGGUGUGCAGAUAAGAAGGGAGCCCCGGUGAAGGGUUCGUUGACCAAGGGCUCAGAACCCAAGUGCAGCAGCCGGCAGGCCAGAAGGCGACUGUCCAACAGCGGCGAAGAGUCCAGCGAUCCAGUGAUGGAAGAAUUGAUCCGGCAGAUCACCUUCUUGGUCGACGAGAACAACUACAUCGAUGAAGACCUGGAACCGACGGUACCCUCGGCCAGUGCCCCCAACACCUUGGCCAACUUCGCUCCAGAACCCCGCUACAUCGGAUCCAUUUCUGCAGUGACGGAGAAGAUCAUCGAAAUGGCCCGUACGGACGAUGGAAGCAACUUUAUCGAAGACCCGGUGAAGAAGCUCACGGCCUCCACUACUCGGUGUCAGGCCUUGAAGCAGGCAGCUUCUUUCCCGGUAGCGUGCGACGAGAAUGGAGUUUUUGAACCGACCCAGUGCAACGGUGAUACCUGUUGGUGCGUGGACGCAGCCGGCAACCAGCUGCCCCUGUCCAGCACCUUCAAACGAGGCUUCCGGACUUGUCUGUUUACACCGAUCGACGCCGUAGAGAUCGAACUUCACCUGAACAACCCCCAUCAACGAAUCCUGCUCAACCUGUACGAAGUGCUUCGGAAUGAUUUACACGCUCUGAUCGGCGGCAUCUUCGACAACUACCGGGUUCACGAGAACAGCGAUGGCAGCGUGAUGCUCCGGUUCGACCUCAUCGAGGACAACAAGGUGGACGAUGCCUUCGCGAUCGAGGAAAUGGUCCGGGAUCAUGUCUUCGUCAUGUACCAUGGUGCCUUGAUCGCGGACGUCACCCAGUCUCGGUUCUCGCACAAAAUCUCCACCAACCUUCCGGUGCCGCAGCAAUCGUCCGGCAUACCGGAGAACACCUUCCAGACGAUCGUGUUCGUCCUGGCCACGGCUUCGGCCUUCCUCGUGAGCAUCCUGGUGGUGUUCGUGAUGCUCAAGCGGGGCAAGAACAAGAUGAAGCACUACAGCAAUGGCAAUCGCAUGAUGAGCAUCGGUGCCGACAAGUACCUGGACUACAGUUCGCCAAUCUUCGUGCUCAGUGCCAAUGAUACCAAAUCGCUUCCGGACCACCACCGUCGACCUACGACGACGCAGGUCAAACCCCCGACCAACGACCACAGCUCCGAAGGACACUAAGGCACGACCACUCCCUUAUCUAGUAGAGAAAAUCUAUAGUUUUUCGUAAAGAAAAAAAAAACGUGGGCCAAACUCUUCCCUACCUUUUUACGUUAUCCGUUUUGUGUACAUAUGAAAGCCGUACUUUUACCACUAACUCUUGUUUUUUUUUCGAAUGGAAAUAAAAUUGUAAUACGCACCUGUAUUUCUCAAUCGAAGCAAUUCCUAUUUAACUGUUGACUGUUUUUAGCGUGUAGGCGCUCAUCCUAACACUUUCUGCACACAAACAUAACCUCCGAGUAAUUCUAGCUCUGAAAUUAGGUCGCCCGGCGUUCGAAACAAGAAGAGUCUGGGCCCAUAACCUUUCGGAGAGUGGAGCGAAUACAGAUGGCAACCUAGUUCCAGAGUGAGAACUACUCCUUUCUUAUCGUUGUAGAUUUUUAAACCUAUUAGAUACUGCACGCACACACGCACAUACAUUUGAUCAACUAUAUUGUUACAUUUUGGGGUUGUUUUGAUCUAUCCUUCUGUGUCAAACUGUCAGUAGUAGUCAGUAUACUAUGUAGUCAAUAUCCGUGGUGAGGGGUUUUCCUCUUUUCCUGUCCAUUAUCUCUACCGCAAGCAGCGUUUCCCAUUUUUUUCUUUUUUGUUUGAUUCUUUUUAAGUUUUUCACUCUUCAUUUAAGCACCAAUCGCGCAGAGAUAUUUUAUAUUGAACUUUCUUAGAAAAGUCAUUAGUUUCGUUGGAAAGUCAAAUUGUACAUAGCAGUUGAAGAAAAGAGAAUCGAAACGAAGACUUACCAGAACACCGCGGAAGACGAUUGAUUCCACUGCGGAUGGGAACGCUACGCAACACUUGAUCCAGUUCUGUUGUAGAGGUUAGGUUUUCUGUCCGCGUCCGUUCGUCCAUCCUCCGGGGUCCACUCUGAGUAUGUAGGUUCGAUCGAUGCUUUUAUUUAUUUAUUUUGUCGCUUUGUUGAAGAAGGAAGAAGAACAUGUUAUAAAAGAUGUGAAUUUGUUAAUGAGAACGUGACGAUUCCCGGAGAAUAAUCUUUUGUAUACACGGAAUCGAGCGUUUGAUGAAGAAGAGGAACAAAAGAUUACCUUCGUAUAAAACAGAUGUGUUUGAAACAAAUCGAAAAAAAACGACCAUGUAAAUAAAACUUAUUAAAAAUGUGAAAUUUCGAUACAUUACUGUGAGAACAAAUUUAUGCUCCGUUUCAAUAAAAUUGAAGGAAGUGCUAGUUAAUAAAUAA